This is a messenger RNA of Myxocyprinus asiaticus (Chinese sucker), 4150 nucleotides long. Its product is annotated as FERM domain-containing protein 6-like. The record is from RefSeq and is a predicted model, not a curated record. Bases 410 to 2134 code for a protein of 574 amino acids. Gene Ontology annotation, cellular component: cytoplasmic side of apical plasma membrane; cytoskeleton. The transcript is spliced from 14 exons. Lineage: Eukaryota; Metazoa; Chordata; Actinopteri; Cypriniformes; Catostomidae. Gene Ontology annotation, biological process: positive regulation of hippo signaling.
CUGUGCAUUAAUUUUGUGGAUGAAAAAAUGUAUCGUAGUUAAAUCAGUAGGCAGCCUACUGCUUUGUUAGUGUUUUGAAGUAAGAACGGUCCCCCCUCCCUCGCAGUGAUACGUUGGUGCAGUCCCCUCUGAGGCUCUGAUUCUCGCAGUCAGUGAGCGCGCGUCUGAACUGGUGUGUGUCUGUCACGCUGUGUGUGUUUUUGUGAGGUAUGCAGUAGUAAAUUACCUCAACACCAAACAAACAAACAAACACUUCAGACUUUAAAUAAGCGAUAUUAAAAAUGAAGGGGCCGAUACUUGUGAACAAAGCAUCUUGAAGAAAAGGUGGAAGGAGAGGCCAGUGUGAGUGUGUGAUUGUAAGUGUGUGCGUUUAUGUGUGCAUGUGUGUGUGGAUGAACUUCCAUAGGCCAUGUCUGGUCCAACCAAACCUGAGAGGACAGUGUGUGUCCUGCUUCCUACCAAGGAGACACUAGACAUCACAGUGGGGGUGAAAGCAACAGGACAAGAAGUGUUUCAACAUGUUUGUGAGCUUCUCAGAGUUAGAGAACUGCACUACUUUGGAUUGACUUUAGUCAAAAACAAUGAGCACAUCUUUCUGGACUUGGAAGAGAAACUUUCAAAGUACUUCCCCAAGGAAUGGAAACAGGACUCAGGGAAGGGGUCACAGAGGAGGUCAAUCCCCCCACUGCUCUGUCUCAAGGUUCAGUACUAUGUGGAGAAUGGCCGGCUCAUCUGCGAGCGCAAAGCGAGGAAACUGUACUACUAUGAUCUGCGGGAACGUGUCCUGCGCUCUGAAUGCAGACAGAAGGAGGAAGUGUAUUUCCAACUGGCAGGAUACGCCUUACAGGCAGAUUACUCUGACCACCCUCCAGAGGGCCACGGUCAGGGACACACUGUUUAUUUCCAAGCCAAAGAAUACUUUCCUCCCUGGAUAAUUGCGAAGCGAGGCCUUGAUUACCUGCUGUGUCACGGGCCCAAGGUUCAUAAAGAGUUGUGGGGGAUGUCCUCUCGCGACGCUAUCCUGCUCUUCAUCAGAGAAUCCUGCCGUCUGGAGGAUGUCCCAGUCACCUUUUAUCGCUUACAGAAGGACAAGAGAGAAGAGAAAGGUUCAGCACUUCUUGGACUCACUCUCAGAGGAAUGCAAGUGUAUCAGGAGGUGAACAAUGUGCGUGAUCUGCUCUAUGACUUCCCUUGGUUUCACGUGGGACGACUCACCUUUCUGGGGAAGAAGUUUGAGAUACAGCCCGAUGGUUUGCCCUCAGCAAGGAAGUUGGUGUAUUACACAGGUUCAGCUUUUCGAUCUCGUCAUCUUCUGCUGCACCUGAGUUCCUGUCACCGGCUGUACCUCAGCCUGCAACCUGCACUCAAACACCUGUGCAAGCUCGAGGAGACAGAGGAGAAGAAAAGGUACCGUGAAUCGUACAUCAGUGAUGAGCUGGAUCUGGAUCAUCCCUGCAGUGAAGGCAGCCCCCCUCUAUCCCGACACUCCACCAGCAGUUCUGGCAUCGAGGCAGACACCAGACAACACAGUGUCUCCGUAGAGAUUGUCUCCAUGGAGGAGAAAGAGAAGUCCUUCAUCUCUGCUGUCAGUCAAGACUCUUCACACACCUCUGGCAUAGAGACGAGCAGCAAAACCCGAAAAGAUGUUGAAGUUGAGUGGCAGGAAGAAGAUUUGCAGGAAAUAGUGAAGGAGCCUGGGGAGCUCUCUGUGGAUGACCCUGAGGAUAUCUUGCGAUUGGCUGAAAUAAUGGGGGGCGUGUCUGUCGACUGUCCUGCCAUCCAACAAGAUGUUGACUCUAAAGGUCUUAAAAUGAGUUCAGUGAAAAUGGGCAAUGACCAAAUGGACCUUUGUAUUACAGACAUGAAAGAGGUUUCGAUUCGGAAGGCUCGGAACCCUGCUGACCGCCAGAGCUUUAGCCUGGAUGACGUGCAACAGUUUUCCCCUCUUCUCCCAUUGGGAAUAGCAUCAGUUCCAAACACCUCCCACAGCUACACAUUCGGGCUCCCGCACUCCCCAGGUUGUUCUCCGACCAGCCCCUGUCCAGACAAACCUUCAUUUUAUGGCCGGCGCUCCACAAACUGCUUGUCUCUUGACAUGCUGGAAGAUAAACAGCAAUUGGAGCUUCUCCUCUAACAAAUCAAGAGAAAGACUGCAGCUUCCUAUUGUAUUCAAGCAAUUUAAAUGGACAGCAGAAAGAAGUAAAAACAGAGGUGUUAAAAGGACAUUUUUACCGGGAAUUUAAUUAAGACCGAACUAUACAGUUAAAGCUGAAGUGUGUCAUUUUUCAGAUGUUAAAAUACUUCCUGCUAUCCCAACUUAAUAUGUAGAGGCAUCCAUAGUAAGUAAGCCAGUAAGUUGAUUUCCCUAAAAAAUGUAAACACUGUGGCUCUGUGGCACUUUCAAAACAUUGCUCCGUUUGUUUGAACAUUCCAAUCAGCCCAACACAGUUACUUUGCCUCAAUCAGUGGGGCAAGUUUGGGGCGGGACUAUCUGUUUUCUCGACCAAUGGAAGAAUGGAGGUGUGUUCUAGAAACCUAUUGGAAAACAAUCAUAAUUUUUGCCAUUGAAUUUGGUGGCACUAGUAGCACAGAAAUAACACUUUAGCUUUAAAUGUGUUUCUUCGCUUUUGGCUGCAAGAUAAUGUGAACAUUUGAGUGUUGUUUUACAGAUAUACAACAUAUCUAGAUUUUGAAUUUUAUGGACAAACAUUCCUACAGAACUUUGUGUGGAUAGUCUUACAAGGACAAAGACAUUUAUCGACAAGCGAAAAAAGCUAUUCCAUGUAAAUAUUUUUGAAAAAAAAUUCUAACUAGGCACAGUGAGUGACAGAGCAUUCACUUGGUUUCUAUUUUCAUGUGUGUCUUAACAUUCCAAAUACUUUUUGAGAAUUCUGCAGCUCAGUGGUUAAUCUAUAAUGUGAUACUAUAAGAUUUCACCUCCACCUUUUCAGAGUCUUUGGAUUUUCGGUCAUGAUAAUCUUGUUGACAUUGAACAUGCAUCUCCACAUCUCCUAUUUCAAAUAAUCAUUGUGUUUUAGACAAUACUCAUGUUGUUAAGUUAUGAAGCUCGUGUGAACCCGCAUAAAACAGAAAUCAUGAUUUUGAAAUCAUGAAGAGUGCCAAAAGGUCAAACUGAAGACUUCCACGUUUCUUUUUUUUAAUUAUUACCAAGAUUUACAAGGUUUAUGUAAUAUCAAAUUUAUUUUGUUCUCAUACUUGCUACACAAGUAAUGUUGAACACUGAGUGUCUGUGGGACAAGGAUGGAUCUCUAUUAUGCAAUAAGAACAAAUAACCAUUCUCUCAAUACAGAUCAUGUCAGUGUUCGUUUUGUUCAGGAUAAAUGGAGCUCUUUUCAUUCUAAUCAUUGCAAAAUACAUAUCAAGCCCUCAAAGGGUGUGUAAAUUAUUGUGGGUGUAAUUGCUUCAUCUACGUAUUGUAAACGCACAGCAUAUUAAAAGCAUGUGCUUAUACACAUUCCUUUCAAUGAAAGGAAAACAUAGAAUGAAUAGUAUGAAGAAACAUAACUGGAAUCUGUCACACUCUGGUGUUUUUAAAUUGAACAAUAUGAUAUUUAAAGUUGUAGAACAUUACAACCCAUCCAGCAUACUGGACCUUUUUUUUAUUUUAUUUUUUUAUACAGAUGGUAACAUGUUGCCAAGCCAGCUUCUGGGUUUUAUACACAACUCAUAGAACAUACUGAUUUAUCAUUUGUGGAAAGACUUUUUUGGUCAGUUUAGAAAUAAAUUCAUAAAUAUCAGCUUGUGAGCAUGACACUGCACAUGCCUGACACGUGGUGAGAAGUAGGGGUUUUAUCUACAAUUUCUAUCUAAAAUUACUCUGCACAUGUAUCAUAAUAGAAUGUUACUGUUAUGAGGUUUUAUUUAUUGCAUACAAUAAUUUUUAGUUAAAAUGUACAUGGUUGUACAUAAAAUGGAUUUUGUGGUUAGCAUUUUAUAAUACAAUUUCCAUAUUACACAUCAUUUAUGGAAGCCCAUUUCCACCACAUUUAAAAAGAAAUUUGGUAAAAAAAAAAUAAAAAAAAUAAGAUUUGGUAACUCAGAAUUAUGAGAUACCUAGUCAUAUUUAUUAGAUAAAAAGUCAAAUUAUGAGAGUUGAAGCCAUAAUUAUGAGAUUAAAAGUCAUAAUUAU